This is a messenger RNA of Chanos chanos (milkfish), 1494 nucleotides long. It is a transcript of the gene jam2a, whose product is annotated as junctional adhesion molecule 2a. The transcript has 10 exons. NCBI's taxonomy places the organism in Eukaryota, Metazoa, Chordata, Actinopteri, Gonorynchiformes, Chanidae. The record is from RefSeq and is a predicted model, not a curated record. Gene Ontology annotation, cellular component: plasma membrane; protein complex involved in cell adhesion; cell surface. Bases 66 to 920 code for a protein of 284 amino acids. Gene Ontology annotation, biological process: leukocyte cell-cell adhesion.
UUCUGUUCUUCUGCAUUGGUUUAAGAGUGAUUUCUGGAAGUGGGACGUCUUGGACUUGGGGGAAAAUGUUUCUGUUCUUCCUUUUGUUUUCAAUGAUAUUGAUACAAAGCCUUCCCGUAACCCCUGUUAGCGUGUCCACCAGGGAACCAAAAGUGUCUGUUCGUGAGUAUUCAGAUGCGAUGCUUUCGUGUGAGUUUAAGACAGAGCAGGAGCCAGAGCCGCGGAUAGAGUGGAAGAAAAUAGGAAAAGACGUGUCGUUCGUCUACUAUGAGGGACAUUUUCGAGGUGAGUUUGCAAAACGCGCGGAGAUUGAGGGGGCUACCGUGACCUUGAGCAGGGUGAGUCAGAAGGACGCAGGAGUGUAUCGGUGUGAGGUCAGCGCCCCUAAAGACUCAGUCACCCUGGGAGAAAUAAACGUCACCCUUACUGUUCUGGUUCCACCCCAGACCCCGUCCUGUGUGAUCCCCAGUUCGGCUGUAACAGGCUCGGCGGUGGAAUUAAGCUGUAGAGACCUGCACGGUAUCCCGGCUGCCACCUACACCUGGUUCAAAGACAGGAAAGCAUUGAGUGUACGACCGCAGGCCAACAGCACUUACACCAUCAACCCCCACACCGGCGUCCUGACGUUUAAAACGGUCACCAGAAAUGACACGGGUCGGUACCACUGUGAGGCAAAAAACGGAGUAGGCUCUCCCAAGAGCUGUGCGGGCAAUCAUAUGAAGAUUGAUGAUUUAAAUGUCCAAGGCAUAAUCGUUGCUACAUUAGUGGUCUGUUUGAUCGUGUCGAUAUGUAUCGUAGGAGUGUGCUGUGCCCACCGACACGGUUACUUUAGCAGACACAGAGGAAGUGCCAAUACUGGCUACAGCCCUCCACCACAAGAGCCUCAGGACUUCAGACACACCCAGUCCUUCAUGCUGUGAGGAACUGUCCCCCAGAAAAUAUCUUCAGCGUAUUUGGUGGAUUAGCUGGGAUUCGCUGUAUUCACUGAAACCAAAUGGCGAUAUGCUGUAAUGUGGGCUACCACUGUGCAUGGACAGCGAAAAGACAAAACAGCUUCUGGGAAUUUUUUUGUUUUGUUUUGUUUUAAUUGCUGUGCAGUGCUGUUCAGAGAUCCUGCUGAUGAUUGUUUCUUAUUUAAGAUUAGUUAGGUAAUAAUACACCGCCCCCCUAGAGGUUAAACCUUGAAAUAACAUUGGUUUUUAGCUCCCUCUGGUGGUCAAUUGCUCACACUGGACUUCAGGUCACUGCCAUUCACUUAUGCCCCCUAGUGGUACGUCUCAAGCAGACAAGGUGAACGGCCUAGCCGCUUAUGAUGAGAUUGAAGGUCGCUUACAAACCCUAUUACAUAUUCAUUACCUGUAUGUCUCUGUGCCUUAUUAAGAGUGUAAUGGUAAUAUUAAUCGGGUGAUAUUUGUAUAAACAGAAAUUUUUAAGUUUUGAAACUGUGCCUUUUUUUCUAAUGUGGAUUUUAUUUUAGUUUUGUUGCAAAGUGAG